AUGUUCCGAUUUCUAAAAAUAAAUGUUCAAAGUAUUAACAAAAAAAAUAUUAAAUUACCGAUAAAAUGUUACGCAAAAGAUGUUCGUUUUGGUCCAGACGUGAGAUCGUUGAUGUUACAAGGUGUCGAAAUUCUGGCCGAUGCUGUGGCCAUUACGAUGGGUCCUAAAGGUCGUAAUGUAAUUUUGGAACAAACAUUUGGCCCUCCUAAAAUAACAAAAGAUGGAGUAACUGUAGCUAAAGGCAUUGAACUGAAAGAUAAAUUCCAAAAUAUUGGGGCAAGGCUAGUUCAAAACGUUGCAAAACAGACCAAUGACGAAGCGGGGGAUGGCACAACAACCGCAACGGUUUUAGCCAGGGCGAUUGCUAAGGAAGGUUUUGAAAAUAUUUCUAAAGGUGCAAACCCAAUAGAAAUAAGAAAAGGCGUAAUUAUUGCCGUUGAAGCAGUAUGUAACCAUUUAAAAAAGCUAUCUAAGCAAAUAAUUACUUCAGAGGAAAUAGAACAGGUAGCAACGAUUUCAGCAAACGGGGAUGGAAGUAUUGGUAAAUUAAUCGCUAAUGCUAUGGAGAAGGUUGGCAAAGAUGGAAUAAUAAGUGUUAAGGACGGCAAAACCUUAAACGAUGAAUUAGAGAUUAUUGAAGGGAUGAAAUUUGAACGGGGUUUUGUUUCUCCUUUCUUUAUUAAUUCCACUAAAGGACCUAGAGUUGAGUAUAAUAAUGCUUUAAUCCUUUACUCAGAAAAAAAGAUAUUUCAUGCCAAACAGAUUGUACCAGCACUUGAAAUAGCAAACACUCAAAAGAAGCCUCUCAUUAUUAUUGCCGAAGAUUAUGACGGAGAACCAUUAUCAGUAUUAGUAGUAAAUAAAUUAAAAAUUGGACUACAAGUUGCUGCUGUAAAAGCUCCUGGUUUUGGAGAGUACAGAAAAAACGCUUUGAUUGAUAUGGCGGUUGCUACUGGGGGAGUAAUUUUUGAAGACGAUAUCAAUUUACUCCGACUCGAAGAUUGUACUUUGGAAAGUCUAGGUAAAGUAGAGGAAGUAAUAAUAACUAAAGAUUCGACGAUAUUACUUAAAGGACAUGGAGACAAGGAUGAAAUAAAACAAAGGAUCAAUCAAAUUCAAGAGGAAUAUGAGCAGUGUACAAAUGAACAAGAAAAGGAUAAACUUUUGCAACGCCUUUCUCGACUUCGAUCAGUUGUUGCUGUUUUACGAAUAGGUGGAUGUAGCGAAGUUGAGGUUAAUGAAAAGAAAGACAGAGUAAACGAUGCACUGAAUGCAACCCGAGCAGCUAUAUCUGAGGGAAUCGUUCCAGGUGGUGGAGUAGCUCUUAUAAGGUGUAUUCCCAUAUUGGAUUAUAUAAAAUCGGCUAAUCCUGACCAACAGAAAGGCAUUGAUAUAGUAAAAAAGGCUUUAAGAACUCCAUGUCUUACUAUAGCCAGUAAUGCUGGUUACGACGGCUCAGUAAUUGUUUCAAAAGUGGAAAAUAUGGACAACAUUAACUUAGGAUAUGAUGCUUUGAAUAACACAUUUGUUAAUAUGAUAGAGAAAGGCAUAAUAGAUCCUACUAAAGUCGUCCGCCGAGCACUUACAGAUGCUAGUGGCGUAGCGUCAUUAUUAACAACAGCUGAAGCAGUUAUUUGUGAUCUGCCUAUUCAAAAGGAAACCCAUUCUAAUAAACUUGGUCCAGAUACGCAAGGAGUUACAAUUUACUAA
Leptosia nina is the source of this 1710-nucleotide messenger RNA. The record is from the annotation of a GenBank genome assembly. Lineage: Eukaryota; Metazoa; Arthropoda; Insecta; Lepidoptera; Pieridae.